UGGUGGGGAAGAGAGAGAGGAGAAUGGAGAGAUGAAAGGGGAGUUAUCACUUAUCACAGAUAUUCCAUUUUAUUUUCAAAAGCAACAUACAUUUUGGAUAACUGAGUAUACCAAAUCCUGACAAAGGUAGAAAGAGGGUGGAGGGUUGUAUGUUGAUGGAAUUACAAUGUGAUGUCAUUGGAUAAUGUUGUUAAUUUAAUUUUGCCCUGUAAUGUCACUGUGCUAUCGCAUUAUCCGUAGUGAUGGGAAAGGAUUCUGGGAAGUAACCAGGCUUACUGGCAUGAUCAAUGGGAACCUAUCAAGCAUCAAGCCUGAUGCUUGGAAGGGGUGUGUGUGAAUGUCUGCCAUCCAGGGUUUACAGGAAGGACUCAGGAUUACUCAUCUAUUAUAAAUGAUCUCUCUUAGUGCACUCUUUAUGACACAUCAGUCCCUCUCUCUUUCUGUGAUUAAUCUGCUGUGUUGGGAGGUCAACUGGUGUCCUUUGCUUCUGUACACACAGUGAGAGAAUUUGACAUGGCAUUGCUAUCACUGAAGAGCAUGUCUUAAGAGGUGACACAAAUUUAUUAUUCAUAUUAGUAAGAUGCAAUGGGGAGAAGCUAUGAGAUGUUUUAUUGUAGCUUGCUAAUGUAUUCAGGGGUAAUGCUCUCUGCACUCAGAGGGGAAAAUCAAUGUGCUGUCUACUCUCGACUCAGUGGUUGUCUGGGAGAGAUUGGAGACAAUGGGGCUGCUGCUCUGUUCUGACUGACUGAUGGUCUCUUACCUCACCCCUGGGCGCCUUCUCUGGCUGAGUACUGGAUGCAAGGACGUCCAGGGAGGGAGGAAGGGAGGGAAGCAGGCCCAGCCUGCUGCUGGAGACAUCAUGCCGCACCCUCUGUCACUGAUGUUUGCUAAUGUUCUCAAGAUCUCUGAAAGCAUUCUGUAUUUACCCUCAGCAGCCUCACGUGCUUUGUGUACUGAAGUGGAGGAGUAGCCUGAGGUUCCACCUAGAGUUUGUUUGUCCUUUUGUAGCCUCGUUUCUUGGAUGACCUGUUGAUAAUGACCUAUUUGGCCUAUUAUAUACUGGAUUUUUUUACUGUGUUAAAGUAGGCCUUUUGGCCAACCAACGGCGACACUGAUGAAUUGUUUCCCCCUGAGGUUUGUCUUCUUUAGACGUAGACUGCCCACUGAUGAUCAAAUCAAUAGCUCGACAUCAGCGUUUGUAAGCCAAUUAGAGUAAGCAACAAAGGAUUGAGCCUAUGUGCCCCCUCUCUCCUGGCAAAAAGCAUUAUAACGGUAUUGACCGAGUAGCAUUCCAAAGACAAUCGAGAUCGAUAGUGUGCUAUUUAUAAAUAAAUAAAAUAUCCUGUGUGUUAUCAUGUUUGGGCAUUAGGCUAGUCAAUGACUACUUUAUCAAGCCCAAGCAAGUGGCCAGGAGUUUGGAUGGAUUUGAUGGAAUUGUCUUGUAGUCGUAGUGACUGUUCAGUGUAUCGUCCAAAGAGGAUUAUCAUGGUCACUGUCAUUGGCAGGCAAAGUAAAGCUGGAGCACAUCCCAGAUGUCUAUGGGUGAAAGGGUAAGCAUUUAGGUUCAGCACUGAACCCCAGAUAGUUUUGAUGUUGUCUGUUUGUCGCCUGUGUUUGCAGGUCUCUAGGACUGGUGUGUGUCUGCUGCAUUGUCUGCCAUGGCAUCCCACAAUGGUACCCUGGAGAAUCAGCUGCACAGCGCCCAGAAGAACCUGCUCUUCCUCCAGCAGGACCAUGCCAAAACACUGAAAGGUCUACAUGCAGAGAUCCGCAGACUACAACAGCACUGCACAGACUUGACCUAUGAGCUGACAGUGAGAAGUUCAGAUGCAACAGACAGCAGUGAGGCACGCUGCAGGGAACUGCACAGUAAGUGCGAGGAGCUGGAGGCUCAGCUGAAGGUGAAGGAGGAGGAGAACACGGAGCUGCUGAGAGACCUGGAGCAGAAGAACGCCAUGAUCUCUGUCCUGGAGAACACCAUCAAGGAGAGGGAGAAGAAGUACCUGGAGGAGCUGAAGAUGAAGAGCCACAAGCUGGCUGUCCUGUCUGGGGAGCUAGAGCAGAGAGCCAGCACCAUCGCCUACCUCACCUCUCAGCUCCACACCACCAAGAAAAAGCUCCUGGCAGGCAGUUCCUCCGAGGCCAGUCCCAAUGUCAGCCCUGUGAGCUCCUACAAGCCCACCCCUCCCCCAGCUAAAGACCGGCAGCCUGGCCCUGAGACCCCUCGCCGCCGCAUGAAGAAGAGCCUGUCUCAGCCGCUGCACUCUGAGUUAACCGAGGUAUACCGGCUGGGUUCUGAUGGGAGGAGGAUGGUCCUACGGGAGGCGGUGGAUGCCAUGCCUGACCCCACCCCCUUCCUGCAGGCAUCUCGAGACACCCCUGAUCUGCAGAUGGUACGAGACCGGCCUGCCGUCAUCCCCCCCAUCGCCUGUGAUCGCUCGUCCAGCCCCCGCCACAGCCCGGCACGGGACCGCCAGCACCAUGCACACGUGGGCGUUGCACACCGCACCCACCAUUGCACCCCUCCCGUGGUGUCUCCUCAGCCAGAGCUGGAGAUCCUGGCUGUGGACCAGGUCAAUGGGGGCAAGGUGGUGAGGAAGCGCUCUGGGGCAGACAGAACAGUUUAACACACUCACACACAAGAGCAAGAAGGAGCAUCACCUACUGUAUAAAUCACCUGCUUUUUUAUGCAACACUGCAAUGAGCAAAGAAAGUAAAAUGGAAAACAGACAAAAAAAUACCACCAUGCCAAAUGUUUUGUUUUGAAACACGUGACUUACACGUCCUGUCCUUUUUUUGCUUUGUCUCAUCUCACUCUGUCAUACAUUGUGCACAUAAACUUAUCCGCCAAACAUCUGCAUUAUUGCCUGCUUACCUGGUGAAUCCAUACACAUAUUAUCAUUGUUACUACCAGGGGUGAAAGUAUAUUUCACCAGUGCGGGACUACAGAAAUUACUCAGUAGUCUACUUUGCUGACACGGACAAACGGAUCAAUAAAAACAAUGUUGUCUGAUCCAUAUAAUUGGCCUACGAAAAGGGGAGACACAAAUACAAUAUGACGACCAUCUAACCUAGAGGAGGAAGUUAUUGUCCAAAAAAACGAACAAAAGUGGCACUGACCCAAUGACAAAGACAGUGAAUAUGCACACUCCAGGGAUAUGGCCGAUGUUCUCCGCUACUGCCAAUAUGAUAUGCUACUGUUCGCACAAUUCGGUUAAGAAUUUUGAUAACUAAAGGACAGAUUGACAACAUUUUCAUUGUCAUCUCUUUAAAGUAAUAGCCAACAGUUUUUUCGCAAUUGUACUUUUAAUUAGUGAUAUGCCUGGCUGGGUCUGUCCUUUUCAAUGACAGUCACAACUCAACAAUCAUCAACAUUAUACAUACACAGUUGAAGUCUAAAGUUUACAUACACCUUAGUCAAAUACAUUAAACUCAGUUUUUCACAAUUCCUGACAUUUAAUCCUAGAAAUUUAAAAAAUCCCUGUCUUCGGUCAGUUAGGAUGACCACUUUAUUUUAAGAAUGUGAAAUGCCAGAAUAAUAGUUUAUUUAUUUCAGCUUUUAUUUCUUUCAUCAUAUUCCGAGUGGGUCAGAAGUUUACAUACACUCAAUUCGUAUUUGGUAGCAUUGCCUUUAAAUUGUUUAACUUGGAUCAAAUGUUUCGGGUAGCCUUCCACAAUAAGUUGGCCCAUUCCUCCUGACAGAGCUGAUGUAACUGAGUCAGGUUUGUAGGCCUCCUUGCUCGCACACACUUUUUCAGUUCUGCCCACAAAUUGUCUAUAGGAUUAAGUUCAGGGCUUUGUGAUGGCCACUCCAAUACAUUGACAUUGUUAUCCUUACGCCAUUUUGCCACAACUUUGGGAGUAUGCUUUGGGGUCAUUGUCCAUUUGGAAGACCAAUUGAACUUACUGAUGUCUUGAGAUGUUGCUUCAAUAUAUCCACAUAAUUUUCCAUCCUCAUGAUGCCAUCUAUUUUGCAAAGUGCACCAGUCCCUCCUGCAGCAAAGUACCAACACAACAUGAUGCUGCCACCCCCGUACUUCGCAGUUGGGAUGUUGUUCUUCGGCUUGCAAGCAAAACAUAACGAUGGUCAUUCUGGCCAAACAGUUCUAUUUUUGUUUCAUCAGACCAUAGGACAUUUCUCCAAAAAGUACGAUCUUUGUCCCCAUGUGCAGUUGCAAACUGUAGUCUUGCUUUUUUUAUGGUGGUUUUGAAGCGGUGGCUUCUUCCCUGCUGAGUGGCCUUUCAGGUUAUGUCGAUACAGGACUCGUUUUACUGUGGAUAUAGAUACAUUUGUACGUAUUUCCUCCAGCAUCUUCACAAGAUCCUUUGCUGUUGUUCUGGGAUUGAUUUGCACUUUUCGCACCAAUGUAUGUUCAUCUCUAGGAGACGGAACACGUCUCCUUGCUGAGCGGUAUGACGGCUGUGUGGUUCCAUGGUGUUUAUACUUGCGUACUAUUGUUUGUACAAAUGAACGUGGUACCUUCAGGCAUUUGGAAAUUGCUCCCAAGGAUGAACCAGCCUUUUCUGAGGUCUUGACUGAUUUCUUUUGAUUUUCCCAUGAUAAGCAAAGAGGCACUGAGUUUGAAGGUAGACCUUGAAAUACAUCCACAGGUACACCUCCAAUUGACUCAAAUUAUGUCAAUUAGCCUAUCAGAAGCUUCUAAAGCCAUGACAUCAUUUUCUGGAAUUUUCCAAGCUGUUUAAAGACAGUCAACUUUGUAUGUAAACUUCUGACCCACUGGAAUUGUGAUACUGUAAACAAUUGUUGGAAAAAUUACUUGUCAUGCACAAAGUGAUGUCCUAACCGACUUGCCAUAUAUAAAUUAUAUAUAUAUAUAUAUCACACACAAAAGUAUGUGGACAUCACUUCAAAUUAGUGGAUUCUGCCAUUUCAGCCACACCCAUUGCUGACAGGUGUAUAAAAUCAGGCACAAAGCCAAAGGAUCUCCAUAGAGAAACAUUGGCACUCGAAUGGCCUUACUGAAGAGUUCAGUGACUUUCAAUGUGGCACCGUCAUAGGAUGCCACCUUUCCAACAAGUUAGUUUGUCAAAUUUCUAGAGCUGCCCUGGUAAACUGUAAGUGCUGUUAUUGUGAAGUGGAAACGUCUAGGAGCAACAACGGCUCAGCUCAGCCACACAAGCUCACAGAACGGUACUGAGGAGUGCUGCAGCGCAUAAAAAUCCUCUUCCCUAGGUUGCAACACUCACUACAGAGUUCCAAACUGCCUCUGGAAGCAACGUUAGCACUGUUCGUCGGGAGCUUCCUUGAAAUGCGUUUCCAUGGCCAAGCAGCCACACACGAGCCUAAGAUCACCAUGCGCAUGCCAAGCAUCGGCUGGAGUGGUGUAAAGCUCACCGCCAUUGGACUCUGGAGCAGUGGAAACGCGUUCUCAAGAGUGAUGAAUCACGCUUCACCAUCUGGCAUGUCCGACAGACUAAUCUGGCGGAUGCCAGGAGAAUGCUACCUGUCCCAAUGCAUAGUGCCAACUGUAAAGUUUGGUGGAGGAGGAAUAAUGGUCCGGGGCUGUUUUUCAUGGUUCGGGCUAGGCCCCUCAGUUCUCGUGAAGGGGAACAUUAACACUACGGCAUACAAUGACAUUGUAGACGAUUCUGUGCUUCCAACUUUGUGGCUACAGGUUGGGGAAGGCCCUUUCCAGUUUCAGCAUGACAAUGCCCCCAUGCACUAAGCGAGAUCCAUACAGAAAGGGUUUGUUGAGAUCGGUGUGGCAGAACUUGACUGGCCUGUAUAAAGCCCUGACCUCAUCCACAACGAACACCUUUGGGAUGAAGCCCAAUAUCAGUGCCCGACCUCACUAAUGCUCUUGUGGGUGAAUGUUCCAACAUCAAGUGGAAAGCUUUCCCAGAAGAGUGGAGGCUGUUAUAGCAGCAAAGGGGGGACCAACUCCAAAUAAUGCCAAUGAUUUUGGAAUGAGAUGUUUGAUAUGUAAGUGUCCACAUAUGUUGUGUAUUUGAUAUUUGCUGCGUGCGCUGUAACCUAGGCGAUUACAUUUGAUUUUUUUUAAGAAAAUAAUGAUCCUCUAUUGCCAAGUCAUGCUUUUUAUUGUAGUAGACUGGUUUGAAUGAUUUAUUUAAGUAUAGACAGGAGUAAGCUAAUUAGGAUAUAUCAUUUUGGCAAUUCAAUGUACUUUAGGGAAAGCUUCCCCUUAUGUUUUUAAUGUGGAAUAAACAACAGCAGUCAUUGUAUUUUCAUCUGAUUGUCAAUCAGUCACUCAACAAAGGCGCUCCUGUAGGCUACUCGCGGACAUUCGUCCACUCACAAAAUCAUUUCAACAUCCAAACCCAAACAGUGCACUGUGCACCCACAAUUUGAUGAAUGGAAAGAGACAUCUGUUACAAACCUCCUACGUGUAUUGUAAUGACAUUCUACGAUUGUCAUUAGGCCUAGAUUUGUGGUAUGAAUUGAUUAAUCAACUGCGAGCCUUGGGUUUCGGCCACUCAACCUUGCCUUGUCCACGAGCGUUUCCGCCACUCAGCUCCCCGCCUUGACAAAAUGUAAGUGUUCUCCUCAAACCACAACGCAAUAUAGCCAGGACGCUGUAUGGGACAGAUACCCCCUUACUUUCACCCCUGGUUACUACUACAGUUAAGUUAUCCAUCCAUACUUCAUCUGGUCAGCAAUAUUGUCCAGUCAUGUCAACAAGCUACUGUAUAUAAAGUACAUGCUAUAGAAGUUAACUAAUACUCCCUGAAUGUUUUUCAUCUUAUUGUGAAGUCAUGUCACUAUAUGGACAAACAGGAAAGAAUCACACAAUUGAAUUGGUAAUUGGAAAGUUCUUUAUGCGGUUUAAGAAUUGGUCAAAUUGGGCGGUGUACAGUAUGUGUUCUUUAUGUGGAAGCAUGAGUGAGGUGUGUGUGUGUCAUGUAUGUGACACAAAUGGCAAUGUCAUAGCUUUCACUAAGACAUUGUAGACACGCAACUUUGUGAUAUCUGUAAAUAUGUCAUGGAUUUAUUUAUUGGUUGUUUUACUUUUAAUAUAGAAGAAUGCAUCAAGUACCAAAAUAAUGGCAUUAUAUAAUCACUUAUUGUCAUUCUCACAUCACACUUGUCCUUGAAUACUAUGUAUAUGACAAUAUAAUAAAGUGGUCCUUUUUCUUACUAA
Oncorhynchus nerka (sockeye salmon) is the source of this 7121-nucleotide messenger RNA. RefSeq names its product coiled-coil domain-containing protein 92-like. The transcript has 3 exons. The record is from RefSeq and is a predicted model, not a curated record. Bases 1659 to 2627 code for a protein of 322 amino acids. NCBI's taxonomy places the organism in Eukaryota, Metazoa, Chordata, Actinopteri, Salmoniformes, Salmonidae.